This is a messenger RNA of Puntigrus tetrazona (Sumatra barb), 2314 nucleotides long. RefSeq names its product apolipoprotein L3-like. NCBI's taxonomy places the organism in Eukaryota, Metazoa, Chordata, Actinopteri, Cypriniformes, Cyprinidae. The record is from RefSeq and is a predicted model, not a curated record. Gene Ontology annotation, cellular component: extracellular region; membrane. Gene Ontology annotation, molecular function: lipid binding. The transcript has 5 exons. The coding region runs from base 133 to 1659 and encodes 508 amino acids. Gene Ontology annotation, biological process: lipoprotein metabolic process; lipid transport.
CGCCUCAGUCACGCGACGCGGCCUUUUAAAACGCCUGCGCUCCGGAUCGUGACACUUUGUGGAGCACAGCUGAUAGAGGCAUCAGAAAAACCAGAUCAGAGCUUCUCAAUCCGGAUCUGACCGAAGCAAAGCAUGGACAUCAGGGGCCGUUUACAGGACAGACUGACCGAGUACGUCAGCGACACGAUCGGCUGCAUCGAGACUCUAAAAGACUUCUGUGACCAGGAGCAGGAGUGGGCCUCGGGGAGAAAGGCAGAGAUCGAGAAGUUGAAAGAAAUCGGUAAAAAUGACGACGUGGAGGAGGAGAAGGAGAAGAAGAUGGAAGUCGUCCUCAGAGACACGAUAGAGGGUCUGAAGAAAGUGGAGUCGUUCCUGGAAGCGAUGGAGAAGCUGACGGUGACCUCGAGAAGCGUCUUCGUGGAGCGGGUCUUCCUUCUGCGAGGAGAGAGACCUGAAACGGUGCAGUCAGUCAUCUCGGACGCCAAAAUAGAUGCUCCUAUCCUUCUCCAGUUCAAAAAAAAACCAGAAUCCUUCUUCCAGCCUAUGUUCGAUAAUCUGGAAAUCCUGAUCAAUCAGCUGAUUAACUACAUAACCAGGACAAAACACCUUUGUCACAGAGUGAGACAAAAUUCAGUUCUGGCUGUGGACAUCUAUAACCGUAACAGUCACGAGCCUUUAGUGCAGCUCAUUUUGGACGCGGACGAAGACACCAUGAGUCAGAUGCAUGACACUCUGGAGCAGUUGUCUCAAAUCAGGAUGAACCCUCGCACCCGGCUGGUGUUCCUCUUUCAGGACGACGCUCAGACGUUCGUAGAUGUGUACGGCAAAUGCGGCAAGAGAAUGUGGCAGUUCCUGGCUGACCUGGAGGAGAGGGCCAAGAAGCUGGACUCAAUGAAAUAUGGGGCCAGCGUCUCCAAUGUGGUUGGUAGUUCAUUGGGGAUUACAGGGGGUAUCCUGAGUAUUCUUGGAAUAGUUCUUGCCCCGUUCUCCGCAGGAGCGUCAUUGGCCUUCACUGUGAUAGGGGCCGGUCUGGGUGUCACCAGUGGAGCCAAUGCCGUUGUAACAAGUAUCACUGAGAGCCAAGUCAACCGUUACCAAGAGCAGUCUGCACAAAAUUAUUUAGAUAGUUACAAGGAGGAUAUGAUGAAGAUUAAAGAGAGUUUGAAAGAAGUGGCCCACUGUGAACACUGUUUAUUGCUGUCCAGUGGAAUAGAUGCUUCGGCCAUUGGCCACAAUGCUGCAGACAUAGCUCAAACUGGUGCGGGUGCAUUUGAAGCAUAUGCAGCGUAUAAAGGCGAGAAAGCAGCUGAAACAGCAUCCAAAUUUGCAAUACAGCACAACGAUGUACCCGAGGUGGCUGCACACAUGGCUAAGACAAAGCUGGCAAACACGAAAACACUGGGCAUCGUAAAGGUUUCUAAAGUUGCGUCUGGCGUCGUGAAUGCCCUCUUUAUUGGCCUCGACAUCUAUUGUAUUGUUAAUGAAAGCAUAAGUCUUUCUCAAGGGAGCAAGAGCGAGGCCUCUGACCUCAUCCGCUCCAGGGCGGCUCUGUUUAAAUCCGAGCUGGAGACCUGGGAGAAAAUGCAUAAUUCCUUAUGCAUAGGCAUAGAUACGUUUAGCAAGGACAGGGACACUGUGGAGGGCCCAUUUCUCCCUUAAAUACUGAAAUGAGCUCAUUUUUGACGGUGGCCGAGAGAGAAAAGACGCCUGCGAAUUAAGAAAUCGUUUUCACAAUAUCAUGUUAACGAAUUCAAGUCUAAAAUAAAGAUUCAGCAGUCAAAAAAUAAACCGCCAUAGCCAUUAGCACAAAGUAAAUCAGCUUGUUUUUAAGAUACGCAAAAUGCUUAAACAUGCUUAUUGCAAUUAGCAACUAUACAUAGAAUCUAUACUUUAUGUUACGUUUAGCUUUUGCUUUUUCAAAGAGAUGAAAUGUUGAGGAGAAAGAGAUAGAGAGAGAGGGAGAGAGGUUUGUUCCUCCCUGAGAAAGAAGAAAGCAAACUUAUUUUGUGUGUGAUUAUAAUUUUUGCUUGAGCUGAACUAAUCAUUAACUCAAAGCUGUGUAUUUUGAUUUUGAGCUAAUCUCUUGCAUAUUUUAUAAGAGAUUGUUUUGCCUAAUAUGUAGUUAAGUAACUAGAAGUAAGUAACUGCCUUCUGAGUAUGAAACAGCAAUGCUUGUGUUAGAUAUUUGGUCGCACCUCCUGGUGAAGGCUACUCAUUGUCAUUUUUUCCUUUUUUUUUGCGUAAGAGAUCAUCAUUUGUUUGCUGUUUGAUUGUUUUUAAUAAAGCGAAAGCAUGAGUGGUGAUGCGAUUUUAA